Messenger RNA from Sparassis crispa, 966 nucleotides. RefSeq lists its product as hypothetical. The record is from RefSeq and is a predicted model, not a curated record. NCBI's taxonomy places the organism in Eukaryota, Fungi, Basidiomycota, Agaricomycetes, Polyporales, Sparassidaceae. The transcript has 2 exons. The coding region runs from base 1 to 966 and encodes 321 amino acids.
AUGCAAGCUUCACCGCGACAAAGGUCGCCACGCUCACCGUUUCUUCCCCUCUCCCCGUCGUCUCCCCCGGAUCCAGCCAGCCCGAGUCGCUCUUUAUUACAGCCUCCAGAAUUGCACGAACCACCACUCUCUUCCUCUGUAUAUCCCGUAGUACUCAAACAACCGUUCGAUGAUCCUCAUGAAGUGCUAUGUCACGAAUACAACGUCGAAAAGACGACCGUUCAAUUGGAGCCAGAUGGCACCGUCCCCCCGACGGUUGACAUGCAGGUUCUCCAAGACGCACAUAUGCCCACACACGCCCUCGUAGUGCUCGGAAGCGAGACUCCACAGCCCUCGAGCGACAGCUCGUCCCCUACCACCGCACCCGCGCUGCCGAUCAACGCCGACCAGUUCUCCCGCAAAUUCGAGAACGACAUCGGACAGACCUCCGCCGAGCUCUGUGUUCCCGGGUCGACGCUCCCCGUCCCGGAAUGGGACGCCGCGUCGCGCUCGCAAUUCGUCACCCUGCCCGCGAUCCCCCUCCGCGCGCCGCAUCCGCCCUCCAUCCCGCUCCUGCUGCUGUUCGGCCUGGGCCUCCACCUGGUCCCACAGCCAGGUGCGCGGCGCGGCUCGAGCAGGCGGAGGAGCGCAAGCCCACACCCGCGCCGCGCGCCGCGCACGCCGACCGGGCUCCUCGCGACGUUCCUCCUGCCGACGCCGGUGAUCGAAGAGUUCCCGGCGGCCGCGGCGAUGGCGGAAGCGAUGGCGCACCUGUGCUCGGACGAGGAGAUGCUGCAGUACGUUGCGCACAACCAGGGACUAUGGCGCAACGUCCUCGCGCUCGCGCCGACGGACGCGGCCGUCGUCGACAUGGUGCACACCGCGUGGAACGUUACUGCGGAGGCGCGGAGGAUACGCGCGCGUCGCCGUGUCGUGCCGCCGGACGUUGGCAACGUCGAUUCGGAGCCGGACUCGGAUGUGAGCUGA